This is a messenger RNA of Aspergillus japonicus CBS 114.51, 1902 nucleotides long. Its product is annotated as PLP-dependent transferase. NCBI's taxonomy places the organism in Eukaryota, Fungi, Ascomycota, Eurotiomycetes, Eurotiales, Aspergillaceae. The transcript has 3 exons. The record is from RefSeq and is a predicted model, not a curated record. The annotation marks the transcript as partial. Gene Ontology annotation, molecular function: molybdenum cofactor sulfurtransferase activity. Gene Ontology annotation, biological process: molybdopterin cofactor metabolic process.
GACGCGUUGAGGGAGAAGGAAUAUCCAAUGCUUCGAGACGAGACAUACCUGGAUCACACUGGUACCACUCUCUAUGCGCAGUCUGCUUUGACGAGUUUCAUGAACGAGAUGUCGAGCAAUCUGUUUGGAAACCCACACUCCGACUCACGAUCCUCCCGGCUAUCCACCGAAAGGGUUGAUGAGAUCAGGAAGCAAACAUUGGAAUUCUUUCAUGCCGAUCCAGAGCAUUUCGACCUGGUCUUCGUUAUGAACGCCACCGCGGCAAUCAAACUGGUUCUCGAGGGCCUCACUCAUCCGCCUGUCUCCGAUGGCCCUGAGAAGACGCUCAAGGGGCCCGGACUCUGGGUUGGGUACCAUCUCGAGUCUCACACGAGCGUUGUGGGUCUGCGUGAGCUGGCUGAUGCCGGACAACACUGCUUCAUGUCGGAUAGCGAAGUCGAGGCCUGGAUCCGGCCAAGACAAACCUCCAAAACGUUCCAGGUUGGUAUGUUUGCGUAUCCAGGACAAUCGAAUAUGACCGGACGACGGCUCCCUCUUCAUUGGCCGGGCCGUCUCCGACAAUCGGAAUACGCCUCUCACCAGAGGGUCUUCACCCUGCUGGAUGCUGCUGCACUCGCUCCCACUGCGUCUUUGGACUGCUUCCGGGACCCCGAUGGAGCCCCCGAUUUUACCGCCGUCAGCUUCUAUAAGAUAUUCGGAUUUCCCGACCUGGGAGGGCUGAUUGUGCGUAAGGGAUCCGCCCAGGCUCUCGUGCAGCGACCCUACUUUGGCGGAGGCACGGUUGAAAUGGUCACUUGCUCCGACCACCCCUGGCAUUCCAGGAGCCCAUCCCGCAUCCACGAAAUACUUGAGGAUGGAACGGUCCCCUUCCAUAGCAUCCUGGCUCUCGGGUGUGCCCUAAAAACCCACAAGCAGCUGUACACUUCUCAGGAGCACGUAUCUCACCACACCACUCGGCUUACGGCACACCUCUACCAGCUGCUCUCCUCCCUUCGCCACCCUAACGGCGUCAAAUUGUGCGAGAUCUACCAAGACCCAGCGGCGGAGUACGGCAACAGUACGACCCAGGGGUCCAUCGUCGCCUUCAACAUCCGCUCCGACGAGGGGCGAUGGCUCCGGCUCUCGCACGUUGAAGAGGCGGCCAACGAGCACCGCAUCCACCUCCGCACAGGCUCAGUCUGUAACCCCGGCGGACUCACAAAGCUCCUCCAGCUGGAUGAAUGGGAGUUGUUUCAAAACUACACGGCCGGGGUACGUUGCGGCUGUCGCAGCGUGCUUGUGGGGCACAAGCCUUCCGGCAUCAUUCGCGUGAGCCUGGGGGCGAUGAGCACCCUGAACGACGUCGAGCAUUUUGUAGGGUUCGUGCAUCAUCUGUUCGGAGCAGGCGCCUUUCCUCCGCUUGUGCCAACGCUUCCGUCCAAUUCACCUACUCCCAAGCAUCUUCAUGUACACACCUUGAUGAUCUACCCAAUCCAUGGCGCCGCAGCAUACACAAUCCCCGCGCAGCAGUCGUGGCAUCUCACCUCGACAGGACUGCAGUGGGACCGACAAUGGUGCCUGGUCGACCUGCAGACAGGCUCCGCCCUCGACCACCGCCAUGCGCCGCGACUCCUACUCCUCCAACCGAUGAUAGACGCCGUGCACGGCAUCCUGCGCAUUAGCGUGCACCAUUCGCUGCGCCGGCGCAACCCCAAACUACGGCAAUCGAUGGCUGUGCCCUUGCAUGACCCCGGUCGAGAUGUCCAGACACCCAAAGGCAAUCUCUAUCAGUGCCAGGCAACGAGCCUCAACAAGCUCGGUGGGCUCGGGGGCGGCACCAGCCUGCUCCGGCUAUUCCACUCGCCAGAUCUGGUUGCUUUCUUCACCGCGGCGCUCGGCGUCCCAUGCACGCUGGCCCGAUUU